Molecule: messenger RNA, 4710 nt
Organism: Seminavis robusta
Lineage: Eukaryota; Bacillariophyta; Bacillariophyceae; Naviculales; Naviculaceae
Source: the annotation of a GenBank genome assembly
UGCAGCCUUGAAGCAACAAGACGAAGAAGAUGCUGCAAGACCACCACUUGUUUGCAUAAAGGACUCCAAGUUCACACACACAAGUUUUCGUCACUGUCUAUCUGAGCCCUUGGAGAUUGGAUCCCAAGCGCCAUAAAGACAGCCGACGACUUGACUUGCUUGUUUGAACAAUUGAAAGCAGCAAGGAUGAAGAACAACCAUUGUUUGUAUACCGACGGAACGACGGCCGAGAUUUUGGCGGCUCUUCCCACUCUUGCCGUCCCUUGUGCGUCGUCUUUUGCGUUGAAACAACAGCGCAUCCUCGUCGUGGGUGGUUCCAUUGGAGGACUGGCGGCUGCGGCAUGUCUGCGCGCCGCUGGCUUUUGUCAUGUCCAAGUGCUGGAACGAAACAUGCAAUCGGGCUUUGGUGCCGGUAUUGGACUCGAUGAUGUGAGUGUGGGCAUUCUCAAAGGUCUGGGACUCGCAUUAGUAGGCUCUGACGACGACGACGACGAGGAAGAACAGCCAGAGGAACACAAAGAGACCAGCCAUUAUUCCAAUGUCCGAGACAUGACGGUACAACGCAUGCGGUGGGCAGAAGAACGAGUGGUUCACAACCAAAAAGAGCCACUCAUUUUGUCACGACAACCAUAUCCUUACUCGGCGGUACGGUAUUCCGAAUUGACCAAAGGACUGGAAAAGGCCGCCUCGGUGGUCCAUCCUCCUGCCAUGGCGGAACUCGAAACACCCAUUCGAAAAGGAAUCAAAGUUGUGGAAAUUAUGGACUGCGGCACUUCUGUCCAAGUGGAAGCGGUGGAGCGAGCGACGCUGGAGGAUGUGACCAUGGAGUUUGAUCUGGUCAUUGUGGCAGAUGGACCGCGAUCUCGAUUUCGGAAACAGGUCGUGGACCCCGAAUCUUGCCGAGAUGAUGACGACGACGAUGACGAAGAAGACCAGAAGGAGAAUGACAUGAGAUUUGCCGGAUACACUGCCUGGAGAGGCACGGUGCCCGAAAAAGAUCUACCAGCUUCGGUCCAAACGGCAUUGCGCACGGAAUAUCCUGAUUUUGGAAAUUGCAUGUACUUUAUCUGGGGUCCCAUGGGCAAAUCGGCCGUUCUAUAUCAUAUUGGAAAUGGACUCGUCAAUUGGCUCGUAUACGAAUGUUGUGACCACCCGACGGCACCACCCGGUCUCACCGUUACCACGGCUACACCAGACGAUAUUGCCGCUCUGCAGCAAUCGGCCAAGGGCGAAUGGGGCGAUGCGCUUGGAGGAGUCAUUCAAUGCACCCCGGCACCCUUUCAAAAUGAUAUUUAUGACAUUCAAACACCACUCUCCCAUUUCACCAAUGCUCAUCACAACAUGUGUCUACUGGGCGAUGCCGCACACCCCAUUACGCCGCAUGCCGUCAAGGGAUCCAAUCUCGCCAUUCACGAUGCCUUUGUGUUAGGGUGUGCUGCCGAGCAUGCCACCAACAUACAGGAACUCUUGCAACUCUACAAUCAACGACGAGUCGACGACUGUCGCAACAUGGUCUUGUUGAGUCGUCAUUUGGGACGCAUGCGCAAUGGAAUGCCUCCCAUGGCACCCAAUGGAACCACCAUGCUCCUUUCGAACGAACCCUGGCCACGACCCACUGACGCCAUUACUUUUCAGAUUGAUAUCAAUACGUUGACGGGAGUGCCAACGGCCACAUUGCCAUGCCACAAGAGUAGUAGUGAGGAAAAUGCCAUGGAACCCGUGUGGGAAUUCAUGCAGCAACACAUUGCACCGUCCGAACGUGGCUUUUGGUUGCGUCGAGGCGACACUGCGGACGUUACGGAAAUGAUGAGUGAUGAAGAUGAUAGUGACGAUAACGACUGCGACGACAACAAUGACAAUACCAAACCACCCUCCCUCCAAAUCAUUGAAGUCAACCACAUUUCCCUCGAAACGGAACAUGUAGAACGAUUGGUGGCAUUUUAUCAAAACGUCCUCGGUUUGAAACCCUUGCCGCGUCCCGACUUUGGAUUUGGUGGAGCGUGGUUGCGACUGGCCGGGGGCCAAGCACUACACAUUAUUGAACGUGAUCCCGACAAACCUUCUUGCAAUGAAGAACAAGAACACGCAUUGGUCCCCGAGCGUUUCAUUCGUCGCAGUCGUCACAUUGCCCUGACGGUCUUGGAUAUUGAAUCUGCCAAGUUGAUUCUGCAGGCUCAUGACAUCACGUUUGCCGUCAAUCACGUGCCGGGCACGGCCAUUGAACAGUUGUUUCUCUACGAUCCAGACGGUAAUGGUGUUGAAAUUGGCAACUUCAAUGCGUAGAUGACGAUACGAAGUGGAAAAGGCUCGGUCAAUGAGUUUAGACUACUUGAUGUGGAAUAAUGAUGAGACGGGACCUCCAGCUUCGCAGUGGAUUUUUGCGCAGCAUGUCUGCCUUUAGUGCGAGGCACACUACGUCGCCUGUGCUUCAAACAGUAAGCUUGUGUAAUUCCUUCCAUCCUUCCACUGCGAUGGCUACCCAUCCAAGGAAAAAGACUAGCUCGCCAGCACCGAACAGGGCAACCAAGAAGCCUACAAAAACACUCUGCCUUUUUAACUGGUGUUAGGUUUUUUAAAUGUCUUUUUUUCGUUCUUUCUCUUUUACAUGAAUAUGUAGGAAACCAACAAAGAAGCACCAGCUUGUGUGUUAACCCCGGGGGCGGCACAAAACCAACUUCCUAUUUCCUGUGUCACCUUGGACCAACUUUUGGAAUACUUUACCACUAUCACACUCCACCACUUUCAACCAAUUGCUUUACCGUUUUUACCAUCCUCCACCAUCUUCAAGAGACCACUGCUUACUGAGUUCGACCGUGCUCUUACCAACUUUGUUGGCGGGAAUGCAGGAACUCGGAAGUAAGACAUGGUUUCAGCCACCACACCAUGCGAUUCUACCGACAUCGCCUUUAAAGCUCUCCCGCCUCAGCCAACUCCAAGUCACCAGUGGCCAUAACAUCGCUGACACAAGCCUCCUGCAUGGCUUUGGACCAAUGAGCACAUGCUGUUACAGCCUCGGACUUGGACACAGCACUGCCACCCAAACGGCGCUGGGCUUGUUCAACAGUGCGCUCGGGCAUGGCACAGGCUUCGGGGUACUGAGGUCCAUUGACAGUAUUGAAGAGCAUUGGUUCAGUGUCACGGAUUUGCCAUUCAUUGGCAAUGGCAAUGGGAUCCUCCACUCGUGUGAUGCCAUCACGGGCCAAGACAUGUCCAGUCUCGAAUUCUCCCAUCAUACCAGAGCUACCAUGGAAUCGUUCCUUCUUGGCAUUAUCAAUCUUGACAGUCACCAUGUCCUUAAAGGCACGAAGGAUGAUCUUUUCCUGUUCAUCAAUGUAGAUCUCCAAAAUGUGCACGUUCUUGGUAGGGUUGAAUGCAUUGACCUCAAAUCCAGCAAUUGCAUUGGGCAUGUCGGCAUUUUGGACUCCAUUCAACACAUAAUCUCCAAAGGAACCAAUCUCAAGGGUUUCAUCGCCAAUCUGUACAACAGCAGAUUCAAUGAAGGAGUACCAGGAGCGAAUCUUGGUGCGGACAUCAACAGUCAAGGGCAAUGCGGGUGCAAAGUGGGGGGCCUGAACCAAAUGCAAGUCACAGGCUCCCAUGUAAUCAUAGAACUUGUGUCCAGUCCAGGUUUCAAAGUGGGGGUCUCCACCACCACCACCUCUACGAGGGCAGUCAGUCAGAACCAAGUUUGCAUACAAAUCGGCACUGGUCGAUUGGCGCUCUUGAGAGAUGAACUGUGUCUUGAUAGGACAAUUGGGACACAUGCGGAAACCAAGCAGAUCAAUUUCAAAGUUGACUCCACCAGCCAGCAUGACAGUUUGUGGAGAAGGAUUAUCAAUAAUGAAGAUUCGAUCAGAACAACCACCACUCCCAGUAGUUGGAUAAGGACAGGGAUUUGCUGAAUUUGGUGUUUCAUGAAUGGAAAGCUGGUAGACAAACUGGUAGGGCAUACCAUUGGCAGUGACUGUCACGACAAGUUCAACAUGAGUUAAGGCUGAACCUGUGAUGGGGUUGUUGUUGUGAGUCAAGGUACCAAUUGCAAACUCCGGUCCAGGAAUCACAGUCCCAGGCACAUUAGAAGCGGUAUCCAAGCCAGAUUGGUCAUUGUUGCCAGUAGUCUGUCCCCACUCAAUUUCUCCUUCCGCUGGAUCAUAAUUCACAUUGCUACCACCCACCCAGUUUUGGAAGCCGAAGGAAACAGCAGAGAUCUCCAGUGAAAAGGUUUCACAGUAGAGGGGCACAGGCGUAGAAAGGACAGUGGCAGGGAGGAGGGCCAACAACGCAAGAGAAAGGAACUUCAUGGUCAAACAAGUGAGAUGAAAGGAUGUCGUUGCUUUGGUUUGCUUUGCCUGAUGCGUUUUUGUUUUUGUUUUCCUGAGGAGAAAAUUGUGAGCUUUGUUUGUGCUCAAACUCUCGGGAACCGUGGCCAGCCUGAGAAGACCAAACUGGGCUGGGCGGUCGAGGUUCUUGUAGGUUAGCAAAUCGCGAAGAUCCAGGCAUUCACAUCACCAUAUUGUUUGUAUUCCGUGACUCAAACAAGAGAUGCUUUCUGAAUACAAUCACACUUUUCCUAACAAUUGGUUGCCUCUCGUGAAUGCACCUGGGCAAUAUUACUCUCUAGCUAGUGUCACGAGCUGAAAACCACACCGUGACCAAACUCCUCAAUUCACCAUAGUCGACAACUAGCUAGCUUACUUGUACUUUUACUAC